This is a messenger RNA of Salvelinus fontinalis (brook trout), 1490 nucleotides long. RefSeq names its product neuropeptide FF receptor 1-like. The transcript has 3 exons. Gene Ontology annotation, cellular component: membrane. The coding region runs from base 30 to 1448 and encodes 472 amino acids. The record is from RefSeq and is a predicted model, not a curated record. Gene Ontology annotation, molecular function: peptide binding; neuropeptide receptor activity. Gene Ontology annotation, biological process: G protein-coupled receptor signaling pathway. NCBI's taxonomy places the organism in Eukaryota, Metazoa, Chordata, Actinopteri, Salmoniformes, Salmonidae.
UUCUCCUGGUCUAAUAAGAGGAGUUCAAGAUGGAGGACACAUUGGAACUUCAAUUGACCACUACUCUUUACAUGACCUCUGACCUUAUUCUCUCAACAAACCUCACCAACCUGACCGACUGCACCAACAUCAACUCCAGCUGCACCGUCUCUGGCGUCAAGCUCUCCCCUUACUACCAACACUCUUUGGCCAUAGCAGCCAGCUUUACCCUAGCCUACCUGUUCAUCUUCAUGCCAUGCAUGGUGGGUAAUUGCCUGGUGUGCCUCAUUGUGGUUAAGAACCGUCACAUGUGGACAGUUACCAAUCUCUUCAUCCUCAACCUGGCUAUCAGUGACCUGCUGGUGGGCAUCUUCUGCAUUCCGACUACGCUGGUGGACAACCUCAUCACAGGCUGGCCCUUUAGCAAUGCAGUGUGUAAGUUAAGUGGCCUGGUACAGGGGAUAUCAGUGGCUGCAUCUGUCUUCACCUUGGUUGCCAUCGCUGUGGACAGAUUCCGCUGUAUUGUUUACCCCUUUAAGCCCAAGCUAACCCUUCUUGUUGCUAAGGCAACUAUAGGGCUGGUGUGGGCUCUUGCACUGGUGAUCAUGCUUCCGUCGGCUGUGAUGCUGACGGUGGAUCAAGAGAAGGGUCACUUCAUGGUAUCCAGUGACAACAAAAUCUACCCUCUCUACUACUGCUAUGAGACCUGGCCUGACCCUGAGAUGAGGAAAGUUUACACCAUGGUCCUGUUCACACACAUCUACCUGAUGCCCUUAGCUCUUAUCAUGAUCAUGUAUGGCUGCAUCGGAGCCAAGCUUUCUGCUACAGCUGUUCUGUCCAGCAGCGGGCACCCAGAUAUUAAGUCCCCUAUCUCCCAGAGGAAGGUCAAGGUGGUUAAAAUGCUAAUCGUGGUGGCUCUCCUCUUCAUGCUGUCCUGGCUGCCACUCUGGACCCUGAUGCUCCUCACAGACUACGCCAGACCUGAGGGGGACCAACUGGACCUUCUGACAGGCUACAUCUUCCCUUUCUCCCACUGGCUGGCCUUCUCCAACUCCAGCAUCAACCCCAUCAUCUAUGGCUACUUCAAUGAAAACUUUAAGAAGGGCUUCCAGGCUGCCUGUCGUCCUGGAUCCUGUUGCAGCGUUGUCCCCCAGGAGCAGGUGGUGAGCAAGGAUCAGCAGGGGUGCAAGGCCAGAACCACCCGGGACACAGCCCUCAGCGCCAACCCUCUCACCAUCCGAGGAGUGAGAAACCGCAUCCACACCGACAGCGACCUGACGGGCUGCGUGUGUCUAGAGAUGGAGCAGAGGAAGGCAGAGUCCUCGGCCGAGGCAGGAGGCUGGCGGGGCUCAGAGGCAGAGGGAAGUAACUGUAACGGUGGAGUGUCAAUAAAAAGGGGUGUUCAUGCGGAGGAUGUUGAUGGACUCUCUCCAAUGGGGGCUGCUGUGUGUCAGGCGUGGGAGCAUUGAAAGGUAGUGGGGUGGACAACAACAGUGGGGUGGACAACAACA